Molecule: messenger RNA, 1764 nt
Organism: Mytilus californianus (California mussel)
Lineage: Eukaryota; Metazoa; Mollusca; Bivalvia; Mytilida; Mytilidae
Product: cholinesterase-like
Exons: 3
Coding region: 82-1719 (545 amino acids)
Molecular function (GO): carboxylic ester hydrolase activity
Source: RefSeq, a predicted model, not a curated record
UCAAACAUUUUCCGCUUGUUUUGAACCGAGUCAACAUAACUGUGACAGUCUCCUUCCAAUUGACAUCGUUUUCGUCUGAAUAUGAUUCUGAGUAUUGAAAGAAUGAUUAGUGUGUGUCUUGUUCUAUCAAUGUGUCUAACAACACAUUGCAUCUCAUUCAAAACUAGAAUAAGGACUAAAACUGGAUAUAUUCAAGGAUUUAAUCAAACUGUCCUUGAUAGAGAAAUUGCAACAUAUUUAGGAAUACCGUACGCUAAACCUCCUGUUGGGUCUCUAAGGUUCAGAGAACCGAUACCAGUAAGACGUUGGCAGGGUACAAGAGAAGGCACAAGUUUUGCUAAAGCCUGUUCUCAGCCUGCUAUCUAUGCUACUGCGGUUCCAGCUGAAGACCAAAGUGAAGAUUGCUUGUACCUGAAUGCAUGGGUUCCGAAGGGAGGUUGUAAACGGAAAGCUGCUAUGAUAUGGAUAUACGGAGGAGGGUUAAUCGCAGGCGAUGUUCGGGAUUAUAAUGGGAAGUUUCUCGCUGCACAUACGGACACUAUUGUUUUUACUAUGAACUACAGGACCGGACCAUUGGGUUUCUUGUAUUUAGAUGAUAACGAGGCGCCAGGGAAUAUGGGUCUACUUGACCAAUAUCUAGCCAUAAAGUGGAUUUAUGACAACAUCAAAACGUUUGGAGGAAGUAGACGGAAAAUAACUUUAUUUGGACAAAGUGCCGGGGCUGCAAGUAUAAAUUACCAUAUCCUUUCUAGCUUUUCACGACCUUAUUUUCAAAAGGCUAUCAUGAUGAGUGGAGCAGCGAACUCAGAUUACGGAUACCAUUCACCUACAGAAGCACUUACCACGGCCUAUGAAUUUGCCAAUCAUCUCGGAUGCAAGAAGGACACUGUAGGCAAAACAAUUGAAUGUUUACGCUUAUUACCACCUUCUGAGUUAUCAGCAUUACAGUUACCAUCUAACCCUAAAGCUCCAUUGUUUUUCAGGGUACAUUUUCCAACCAUUGAUAAAAAUGGAUUUAUUACGCAGUCACCUAAAGAACUGUCGGAUCGUCCAUUCUCCCGCCAGAUCCCAAUUCUUCUAGGUGUCGUUGAGAACGAGGUGUCGUUCUUCUUAACAUAUUACGUUGGUGUACUGAAAAUACCGAUAAAUAUUCUCACUGGAAGAAUCAACAGAGAAGAAUUUUUUCGGUUACUUCCACUUACCUCAGCAUCAAGUAAUCAAACAUUGAACAUAAUUGCGAAGCACUACCUAGCACCUUAUCUUCCAGGUGAACCGCCCUUGUACAUUGAUGUAGGGGACGACAUAGGUUCAGAUGUUAUCUUUCGGUGUCCUGUUAUAAACACUGCGCAGACUUUAUCAACUGUAAACCCUAGUAACCCAGUCUAUAUGUACUCUUUUGAACAUAGAUCAGCAAAAAGUCCAACGCCAUCUUGGUUCGGUGUUAUACAUGGCUCAGAGACCAGUUAUGUAUUUGGUUAUCCUUUGGUUGACAACGUAAAGUUUACUGAAAUAGACAAACGUGUUAGUGAGAGAAUGAUGAAAUACUGGACAACGUUUGCUAAAACGGGAAAUCCAAAUUUUAGACAUGACAGCUGUGAUGAUUGGGAUCAGUACCGUACCAAUAACAGGAAGUAUCUGGUUAUUGACAGUGAUUGUCCACAAGAUGGUGGAAAACUCCUGGAAUCUCAGUGUGCUUUUUUGAAGAAUGUACUUAAUUAAUCAGAAGAUAUAAAAUAAUAAAAUAAAAGUUUAUUUUGUAACAAA